UUUUAUAGAUUUUUCUGGAGCUUUUAAAAUCAUCUCACAGCCUUCAUCAGUGGACGGAGGUCACAUGACCGAAGAUCGAGGUCAAAGGUGGUUGUAAACGGGGAAGUUAACUUCCAGACUUGGACUCUUUUCUGUUUUCCUGCGUCAUGAUUCACUCUACUUGGAAAUUUUACACGAAGGAAGCUGCCGCAGUGUUUUCUGGGAAUUAACUUCUGUAGAAUUUGCACUUCAUUUAGGCCCCAAGAGACAGAACAGCCUCCAAUAAAAUGUGGAGUGACUGUGUAACAUUUGCCACAGUUAUGAGACAGACGUUGAAGCGUCAGCGCCGUGCGGCUGAGUCACUCUCAGUGAGACUCCAUAUCAGGAACACACAGCUGGAAGUGUGGCGGUUUGUCGGCCGAAGAGCUCCUCGAUGAAGCAGCACAGAGAUGUCUGCCCUGAAUGGGGCCGUCACCUUAGGUGUCAGGUCUGGUCCAGGGUCGUUGAACGGUUAAUGCACAAAGUAAAGAGGCUGAAAAUUGAAGAUAAAACAGGAGACGGCCAGAAAAGCGUCACAGAGGCACUGGCAGGCAUGAUGGGGGUGGACGAGCUCUCGGACAGCACUGAGGUGGUGGAGAUGGAGGAUGUGAAUCCCACCCAGUUCCACGUGGAGAAGCACACAUGGGACGGCCUGCGGAAGAUCAUCCACAACAGCCGCAAGAACACAGGCAUGGUUAUCAGCAAGGCGCCACACGACUUCCAGUUCAUCCAGAAGGACGAGGCCAGUCCGCACUCCCACCGCAUCUACUACCUUGGAAUGCCUUACGCCAGCAGGGACAAUGCAUUACUCUACUCAGACAUUCCCAAGAAGGUCCGCAAAGAUGCUCUGUUGGUUUUGUCAUGGAAACAGCUGCUGGAUCACUUUAAGGCCAGCCCUCGCCACGGGGGCUUCUCGCGGGAGGAGGAACUGCUGCGAGAGAGGAAACGUUUGGGGGUGUCUGGCAUAACCUCCUAUGAUUACCACCGUCCCAGUGGUCUCAUUCUGUUCCAGGCCAACAGCACUCUGUACUACUGCCGUGAUGGUGGAAACAACAGCUUCAUUACUUCUCCUAUGCAGCCUGUUGAGAUUAAGAGCCAGAGUUCAGGCACACGCAUGGACCCCAAGAUCUGCUCCGGGGACCCCAACUUCAUCGGUUUCAUCAACAACAAUGACAUUUGGGUGACCAGCAUUGAGACGGGUGAAGAGAGGAGGCUGACAUUCUGCCAUAAAGGUAUUAAUAACCCAAAGGAGGACACCAAAUCUGCCGGUAUCGCCACUUUUGUCACACAGGAAGAGUUUGACCGCUUCACCGGAUACUGGUGGUCACCUGCUGCUCGUGAAGAAUCAGAUGGCGGUAAAACUCUUCAGAUUCUGUACGAGGAGGUAGACGAGUCCGAGGUCGAGAUCAUCCACGUUCCAUCUCCGGCUUUAGAGGAGCGUAAGACCGAUGUCUACAGAUACCCACGCGCAGGCAGCAAGAAUCCUGAUAUCACUCUCAAAAUAGCAGAAAUCAGGACGGACAAUCUCGGCAAAAUCGUCAGCACACAGGAAAAGGUGUUGCCGGUUCCCUUCACCAGUCUGUUUCCUGGUGCCGAAUAUAUCACCAGAGCCGGAUGGACAAAAGACGGCAGAUAUGCGUGGGCGGUCAUGAUGGACCGACGGCAGCAGCACCUCCAGUUGGUCCUACUGCCUCCGGCGCUCUUCAUCCCUGCAAACCAGGACGAGGCAGGCAGGCAGGAGAGCCUGGAGGCCCUCGGAGAGGCCGUCCAGCCCUUCAUCAUCUACCAGGAGACCUGCGACAUCUGGAUCAAUGUCCAUGACAUCUUCCAUCCAUUCAUCCAAACCAGUGAUGAUGAGAUCACCUUCAUAACUGUAAAUGAAUCAAAAACAGGUUUCUGCCACCUGUAUAAGAUUACCUCAGAGUUACAGCGGGGCAGCUACAACUGGGCCAAAGGCUACACGCACUCUGAAGACGAUUUUAAGUGUCCAGUCAAAGAGGAGGUGACAAUAACCAGUGGGGAGUGGGAGGUGCUGGCCAAUCACGGAGCAAAGCGUUCGUCCAGUCCUCAGAUUUGGGUGGACGAGGCAGCAAAGCUGGUUUACUUCCAGGGAACCAAAGACUCUCCUCUGGAGCAUCACCUCUACGUCGUGAGCUACGAGUCACCGGGUGAAAUCGUUCGACUCACAAAACCCGGUUUCUCCCACAGCUGCUCUGUGAGCCAGACCUUUGACAUGUUUAUCAGCCACUACAGCAGCUUGACUGCGGCACCGUGUGUACACAUCUACAAGCUGAUUGGCUCAGACAGCGACCCGCUGCACAAAGAGCCUCAGUUCUGGGCGAGCAUGAUGGAGUCUUCUGGUUUCCCAUCUGACUGCACUCCUCCAGAGAUCUUUAGUUUCACAGGGAAGUCGGGCUUCGAGCUGUACGGCAUGUUGUACAAACCACACAACCUGGUCCCCGGCAGGAAGCAUCCCACCGUUAUCUUUGUCUACGGCGGUCCGCAGGUCCAGUUAGUGAAUAACUCUUAUAAAGGAGUGAAGUACCUGCGGCUGAGCACGCUGGCGUCUCUGGGCUACGUUGUAUUGGUGAUCGAUGGGCGGGGCUCCUGUCAGCGGGGACUCAAGUUUGAAGGAGCUGUGAAGGACAAAAUGGGUCAGGUGGAGAUUGAAGACCAGGUGGAGGGUUUGCACUACAUAGCUGACAAGUACAAGUUUGUGGACCUGAGUCGCGUCGCCAUCCACGGCUGGUCAUACGGAGGCUUCCUGUCUCUCAUGGGACUCAUCCACAAACCCGACAUCUUCAAGGUUGGCAUAGCAGGAGCUCCAGUGACGUUGUGGAUGGCCUAUGACACCGGAUACACAGAGCGAUAUUUGGACACACCUGACAAAAACCAGAAAGGAUACGAGGCUUGUUCUGUCGCCCUGCAUGUCGACAAACUCCCCAAUGAGCCCAACAGGUUGCUGAUCCUUCACGGGUUUCUAGAUGAAAAUGUGCACUUUUUCCACACUAACUUCCUGGUGUCUCAACUCAUCCGGGCAGGGAAGCCGUACAGCCUGCAGGUUUAUCCCAACGAGCGACACAGCAUUCGAUGUCCAGAGUCUGGAGAACAUUAUGAGAUUACGCUGCUGCAUUUCCUCCAGCAGAACCUCUGAUAAGCCUUUUCUACACACUUAUCUUCCCUUCCUCGCUUCCUUCCCCUCUUUUCCUCGUCUCCUCCUCCUCCUCUUUCCUCCUUCCUCCAUUUAUUUAAACCUCCAUCCCUUUCUCUCUCGCUUGAUUUCACGAUAUGUUAAAUUCAAGCUAUGCCAAACCUGAAACCACCUCAAGAGUCUUAAAGGUGCGGAAGCGUUUUAGCAUCAGUGAACAACUACAAGGUUGAUACUCAGAUUUUAGUAUAAACACCAUAAACGAGACUGAGCGAAGUCUAGUAGUCUUUACAUUGUAUUUUACAUUAGAGGGAAAUCUGCUGGAUUGCUUUAAGCCCCGAAACAAGCAGAUUUCGCUGUUCGUCCAGCACAAACAGGGCUGAAAACAAAUCACAGUGUGACAAUGAUGUUUUAAAAUGCUGCUCGCUGCACCAUCGCUGGCACAAUGCAAAAAAGAACAUAAGUGGACCUGCUGCCCAGGAGAUUUCUCUCUCUUCUCUCCCUCUUUUUUUGCCAUUUCCUGUUUUUUUUUUUAUUGAACACUUGGUUUUUUGGGACCCAACGGAUAAAAGUUAUCGUUUAUGUGUCUGUGAAUAAACACUGGAGUGAAAUUAGUGAACGUAAAGCUCUUUAAGAGCAUUCAAGCAAGCACUUAACCCCCCUUCGUUGUGUACUCUGUAGUUUUUUUGUUUUGUCAUGUGCUGUCAUAGAUUACUUUUUAUGUGGUGUGCCACACUUCUAUCUACAGGAAACAAAAAAAAAUUACAUGCCACAUUUUUAUCGUGUAUUAAAAAAAAAUAUUUUUAUGGAUUCUUAUGCAUUCAUAAAUGGUGGAAAUAUGUAGCGACCUGUUGCUGUUUCACUCGCUUGCUUUAAUUUUCUGGGGUGCUUCUUUUUCUUCUGCUGCUGAGGACUUUUGCACAUAUUACAUAUUUGCCUUGGUGCCAACAAACUGAUCUAUAAGAUGAUGUAUGACAACUGUUGGCAGUCUGAGGUGCCUUGCAAGAGUUUAAGAGCGCCUGCUCGUAUAGUAAAUAUCAGGGAAUCCGUCUGAGGACCUACAACAGUUAAAUGCCUUGUUACAUGUGUGUCUGAUGACCAUCUGUAAGAUGAGCUCUCAUGACCUGUACGUGGUUAAAUGUACUCUCAGAUAUUGAAGAAAUAAACAGAAGUGAACAAUC
Dicentrarchus labrax (European seabass) is the source of this 4347-nucleotide messenger RNA. RefSeq names its product dipeptidyl peptidase 9. The transcript has 21 exons. Gene Ontology annotation, biological process: proteolysis. Gene Ontology annotation, molecular function: serine-type peptidase activity; dipeptidyl-peptidase activity. Lineage: Eukaryota; Metazoa; Chordata; Actinopteri; Moronidae. The record is from RefSeq and is a predicted model, not a curated record. The coding region runs from base 413 to 3172 and encodes 919 amino acids.